Scatophagus argus is the source of this 2131-nucleotide messenger RNA. It is a transcript of the gene alg3, whose product is annotated as ALG3 alpha-1,3- mannosyltransferase. Gene Ontology annotation, molecular function: dol-P-Man:Man(5)GlcNAc(2)-PP-Dol alpha-1,3-mannosyltransferase activity. Lineage: Eukaryota; Metazoa; Chordata; Actinopteri; Scatophagidae. The record is from RefSeq and is a predicted model, not a curated record. Gene Ontology annotation, cellular component: endoplasmic reticulum. The coding region runs from base 46 to 1365 and encodes 439 amino acids. The transcript has 9 exons.
GCGCAUGUCAGUUUCGGCAUUUCUACACGUCGCUAUUCCUCCGACAUGGCAGGAGGUGUGCGGAGAAAAUCUCCUGUUUGCCCGUCCCCGCUAUGGGGGAAACUUCACACGCUAUGGCAGGACAAGCAUUUGGUCUUGUUCAAGACGGAAUAUACGUUAUUGGUAGUUUCAGUUUUGUGGGUCUUGGAGAUCGGGAUCAAUGUGUGGGUCAUCCAAAAAGUAGCAUACACAGAGAUAGACUGGAAAGCCUACAUGGAUGAAGUAGAGGGAGUCAUCAACGGUACCUAUGACUACACCCAGCUUAAAGGAGACACUGGCCCCUUAGUGUACCCGGCUGGCUUUGUCUACGUCUUCACAGCUCUCUACUACAUCACCAACCAUGGGGUGAACAUACGCCUGGGCCAGUACCUUUUCGCUGUUUUCUACCUCAUCACGCUGCUGCUCGUCUUCAGGAUAUACUACCAAACUAAGAAGGUCCCUCCUUACGUGUUCUUCUUUGUGUGCUGUGCUUCUUAUCGCAUCCACUCCAUCUUUGUGCUGCGUCUCUUCAAUGAUCCAGUGGCCAUGAUGCUGCUGUUUGCAGCUGUGAAUCUCUUCAUGGAUGGAUACUGGACCAUAGGCUGUGGCCUUUACAGUUUAGCAGUGUCUGUAAAAAUGAAUGUGCUGCUUUUUGCACCUGGGCUACUUUUCCUGCUCCUGUCUGAGUUUGGUCUAAUCAGGACAAUCCCAAAACUUUCUUUGUGUGCAGGCAUACAGCUUUUACUGGGUCUGCCUUUUCUCUUGGAGAAUCCCAUUGGUUAUUUGAGUCGUGCAUUUGAUCUUGGCCGUCAGUUUAUGUUCAAGUGGACGGUCAACUGGCGUUUCCUGCCAGAAUGGCUCUUCUUGAAUCGGUACUUCCACUUACUCCUGCUGGCAGCCCACCUGCUCACCCUGCUGCUCUUUGCUCUCCACCGUUGGAAAAGGCCGGGAGAAAGCAUCUUUGAACUCAUCAAGGAGCCAGGCAAGAGAAAAAUCCCCGCUCAGAAAAACACCGUCGAUCAGAUUGUUCUGACUCUGUUCACCUCUAACUUCAUUGGCAUGUGCUUCAGCCGCUCUUUGCACUACCAGUUCUACGUCUGGUACUUCCAUACGCUGCCUUACCUGCUCUGGAGUGGAGGAGUCAAGAAACUGGCCCACCUGCUCAGGGUCCUGAUCCUGGGUCUGAUCGAGCUUUCGUGGAACACCUACCCCUCGACUAACAGCAGCUCAGCCGCCCUGCACAUCUGUCACCUCAUCAUCCUCCUCUGUCUGUGGCUAGCUCCGCCCCUGCCCUCAGCCCCAGCAGAAACACAAGAAAAUACACCUUCCAAGGACAAACGCCAGUGAGCCGCAGCCUCAUCACACUGGACGUUCGUCGUUGAGUCCGUCUGAUCAGCUGCCUCCAUCUUCCUUCUCUCUUUGAUCCUCCCAACGCCGCUGCAGAGGGAGGUCACUGGGGUAGACUGUUUCAUAAGUGAACGCAAGGACCCAUUUGAUGCUUCUCAUCUCAGUUCACUGCUUAAAGUGAAGGAAGCCAGUGAGUGGGUGCAGUCUACAUACAGGUACCUACAUGAUGAAAUGACUUGCAGUUAAAGAGAUGAAAAGAGAAAGGAAAUGUGAAUUCUCAGGUUUCAUUUUCAGAUACAUCAAAGUAAGGAUGGAGGACAGUGCCAGGAAAAAGUUUUGAAUGUUAUACCGUUCUGAGAAAAUUUGUUACAUAGGUUAUAUUUCUACAUGUUAAGUUAAAACUGCACUCUGUUAUUAUCAAAAACUGAUAUUUUACUGGUACACAAAUGACCUUGUACAAGGUAUUAAAAAGGCAUAUGUGAUACAGAACUUGAAGUUGGCCCCCAAAGCUUUAAAUUAAUUGCAACGAUGGCAUUUUCCACUUGAUACAGUAGUUGCAGUAUUCUCUAGUACAAGGACAAAAACUAUUACACAAAUGUGUAAAACUAAGCUGUAGACAGUCAGAUAUGAUAUGUUAGGCAAUUCGUUCUUUCUCUGUUGAGAGUGACCUACCACGUUCGUAAGCAUAUAACUAAACUUAAUGUGAAAAAUAUGCAGUAGACUAACAACAUUUGACAUUUUAUAUUAAACAGAGAUGCCACUUAAA